Pseudocercospora fijiensis CIRAD86 is the source of this 826-nucleotide messenger RNA. RefSeq lists its product as uncharacterized. The transcript has 3 exons. Gene Ontology annotation, cellular component: mitochondrion. The coding region runs from base 59 to 739 and encodes 226 amino acids. The record is from RefSeq and is a predicted model, not a curated record. Lineage: Eukaryota; Fungi; Ascomycota; Dothideomycetes; Mycosphaerellales; Mycosphaerellaceae. Gene Ontology annotation, molecular function: superoxide dismutase activity; metal ion binding. Gene Ontology annotation, biological process: superoxide metabolic process.
GAGCAAUUGAGUUGCAACAACAAAACAUUGAUAGCAUCGACUCGUCAAUAUCGUCGCGAUGGCCACCGCACUCUUCAGACAGACAGCCCGCUCUGCACUGCGAGCAUCAGCUCCACGAGCCGCUAUUGCAAACACAACCUUCACUCGCGGCAAAGCGACGCUUCCAGACCUCGCAUACGACUAUGGCGCCCUCGAACCUGCCAUUUCUGGCCAAAUUAUGGAGCUCCAUCACUCUAAGCACCACAAUACCUACGUAACUUCCUACAACACUCAGAUGGAGAAAUUGCAAGAGGCGCAGCAAAAGGGCGAUAUCCAAGCACAAAUCGCAAUCCUGCCACUCAUCAACUUCCACGGCGGAGGCCACACAAAUCAUACCCUUUUCUGGGAGAACCUCGCCCCAAAGUCGCAAGGUGGUGGAGAGCCACCGAGCGGUGCUCUUGCCAAGUCGAUCGAUUCUCACUUUGGCUCACUUGAUACCCUCAAGUCGCAAGUGAACACGGCACUUGCUGGUAUUCAGGGGUCUGGUUGGGCUUGGCUGGUGCAGGAUGUCAAUACUGGAGCGCUUCAAGUCAAGACAUACGCGAACCAGGACCCUGUGGUUGGUCAAUUUAGGCCAUUGCUCGGUAUUGAUGCGUGGGAGCACGCAUACUACCUUCAGUACCAAAACCGCAAGGCUGAGUACUUCUCAGCAAUUUGGGAUGUAAUCAACUGGAAGGCUGCCGAAAAGCGCUUCAAGUAGAGGAGACCAUGAAAUGCCGAGCAGCUACUGCGGUAUUGUGUAUAAGACAUGUAUCAAAACUGAAUUGCAGCUCCGAUGCACCUCAAU